UCCGCAACAAACUUUGAUUUAUUUACAGAUAACUUUAUUAGCGCAGUGCGCGCCUUACAAAAUAUAAAGUUAGAUAAUAUUACAGAUUUAAUGAUUGUUCAUAUCGCGCUGAAGAAGUUAGACUCAGAUACUGUUCGCGCUUUCGAGACUGAGUUUGGUAGUGAAAUGCCUACUUUUGAUAACUUAGUUCAAUUUAUUCAAACUCGUGCGAAGGUAUUAGAACGCAUUCAUCCUUCCACAAAUUCGGGAAUAAAUAAACCGCCUCGAAAGAAUAAUUAUAACCGCAGUUCAAAUAAUAAUUCGUCCGCUCCGCCUAAGUAUCAGUCUUACGUAACAACCGCUGAUUCCGCUUAUAGUUGUCUUUGUAAAAAUAUUACGCAUCAACAUUUAUAUAAAUGUUCGAGUUUUCAUAAAAUGAGUCCGCAGGAACGUUUGAAAUACGUAAAGGAUAGAAACGCGUGUAUAAAUUGUCUCAGUAUAAAACAUCGAGUUUCUAGUUGCUCGUCGUAUUCUAAUUGUCGCAUUUGUAAAUUAAAACAUCAUACAAUGUUACAUUUGAAACGCGAAUCUUCCAUACCCGCGCCUGCGUCUCACCCCCCGCCGCGCAGCACACCGCCGUUGCCUGCGCCGUCGCCGCCGUCGGGCGAGUGCGUCCGCUCUGACGUAGCGCUAUUUACCGCUAGCUAUACAGCUGAUACUGAUAACGCAUUUCAAUGCAACGCGCCCGUGAAUAAACAAUGUACUAUUUUAUUAUCAACCGCUGAAGUCGUAGCUUAUAAUUGUAAAGGUGAACGGCUUAUUAUUCGCGCGCUUUUAGAUUCCGCUUCGCAAAGUCACUUCAUUACGAAUGAAUGUUGUGAACGCUUAGGUAUUAAACCGCAGAAAACCGAACGUACUAUUAUUAAGGGGUUCGGUGGUUCAGAAAAAAUUAUAAAUAGUAAUUCCGUAAAUAUAAAAUUUUAUUCGCGUCUUGACAACAACAUAUCUUUUAAUAUUUCACCGCUAGUUGUUGAUCAUGUUACGGAUUUAUUACCUACCGCUGUUAUAGACACUUCUGUCUUAUCGCAUAUUUCGCAUUUACCGCUCGCAGAUGAGAGUUUUGGCACGCCAAAUAAAAUCGAUUUAUUAAUCGGUGCUUCUCUGUUCCCUCAUCUGCUUCUCCCCGACGUAGUUCAUGCAUCUCGUGACUCGUCGGCGCCCGCUGCAUUGCGCACGGUGUUAGGCUAUGUAAUAAUGGGUUCAGUACCCACCAUACCUAACAUACAUAAACCGCCCUUGACGUGUUGUCACGUUCAAGAGACCGCCGCUAUUGACUCAUUAGUCAGGCGUUUCUGGGAGCUCGAGGAGCUUCCUACCGCACCGCCCGUUCAACAUCCCGAUGAUGUUGAAUGUGAAGAAUAUUAUAAAUUAACUACAACCCGCGACCCCGUGAGUGGCAGAUAUAUUGUUUCGCUUCCAUUUAAGGAUGAUUUCUACACUCUCGGUGACUCAUUUAAUAUUGCCCGCAAGCGUUUCAUGUGCCUCGAAAGAAAGCUACAGGCUUCACCUAAAUUAAGGUUGGCAUAUGAUGACGUCAUAAAAGAUUAUCUAACGAAGAAUUAUAUUUCACCCGCGCCUCCGUAUGAUCCGCGUGACCCUACACCUAUUUAUAUUAUACCGCAUCACGCUGUUCUGCGCGAGGAUAAAUCGUCGACUAAGCUGCGCAUGGUUUUAGAUGCUAGCAUGCCAACUUCUGGAAGCCAGCGUUCAUUGAAUGACCUUCUGCAUGUUGGGCCGAAUUUACAAGGCAAUUUGUUUACAAUAAUUUUAGGUUUUCGUCUCCACGCGAUUGCCAUGACCGCCGAUUGCCGCCAACAAUUUCUGCAGAUAUUCGUGCGUGAGUUUGAUCGUCGUUUUCAAUGUUUUUUAUAUCGUUUCAGCCCGCAGGAUCCGCUACUUCUUUAUCAAUUUAAUCGAGUUUGCUUCGGCAUCAAGUCUAGUCCUUAUCAUGCACUGCGCACGGUAAGACAGCUCGUAGAAGAUGACGGCGCGAAAUAUCCGCUCGCGAGUAGCAUUGCGUCUUCCUCGUUGUAUAUGGAUGAUAUCGCCUUCUCUAUUCCCACGGAAUGUGAAGCAGUUUCCGCGUCGCAGCAGCUCAUCGAUUUGUUUAAGGGAGCUCAGUGGGAUCUAGUUAAAUGGAAUAGUAAUAGUAAAAAUGUGUUAGAUAAUCUUCCCGCUUCGCACAAACUUUUACCCUCCGCGGUAGAGUUUGAUAAGACCGUGCAACAUAAAUUACUUGGUCUGCAUUGGUCUACUGUUGAUGAUUGUUUUUAUUUUAAAAUUACCGCACCCGCAGAUGUGAUGUGCACUAAGCGCUCCAUCUUGUCAAUUACCGCCCGUCUGUGGGACAUGAUGGGCUUCGUUGCUCCCACAGUCGUGUAUAACAUCCCAUCAGAUAAUUUCUACCAUGUUUCUGGUAUUGAAAAUCCCGCUGACAUUCUUUCGCGUGGCAUUACGCCACAAAAUCUCGUCUCGCACCCUCUGUGGUUCCAAGGACCCCAGUGGGCUCGUUCGGACCCAUCCGGAUGGCCUCUUAAGAGUCUCGAUGGUGAGUCUAUUGCAGACAUUCCCGAACGAAAAUUAUGCACGCACACUGUGUGCUCGCCUAUAAAGCAUUGCGCUUUAUACGAUACCGCCCUUCGCGUCUCGUCGCGUCGUGUAUUUUAUAUUUAUAGGUUCCUUAUAUUAUUAUCCCGCCGCGGUGUUAUGAUGACCGUAGAGGAACCUAAUUUCGCUGUAAAUAAAAUUAUUCCCGCCCUGCAAAAUAAAUAUUUUGCAGAGGAGUAUUCUAAUAUACUCUAUUAUAAAUUUUAUUUGCAGGCUUUCAAUCACUUGAAGCCUUUUACUCGCGACAGACUAAUCCUCGUCGGACGUCUAAGCGAUACCGCCCUGGAAUAUGCACAUAAGCAUCCAGCGAUAUUACCAUUGACGAAGACACCAUCUAACAUUGAUCCAAAUUCUAUUGUCCGUGAUGAAGAAGUCGUGAAGAAUAAAGGAUCGAUAUUUGUUAUAGAAAAACGUGUGCGGUUAUUCGAAAGUCCUAAAAAUAAGACUAAGGAUGAAGAGAAAGAAACAUCGACAGAACUGUCGCACUUCGAAAGGCGUAAAGUUUCUAAAAGGCAUUCAGAAGAUAAGAUAGAAGCUAUUGAAUCACCACAAAGUCCAGUGCCAUCUAUAACAUGGAAAGAUAAAAAAUGCAGAAGCUUCAAAUUGCCACCAUUAUUUGACCCGUACGUGCCGAUUGAUCCUCAAGAUAAAACAAAACCUGUGUUAGAAUUCGAACUAGUGGUAUCUAGAUUUUAA
Colias croceus (clouded yellow) is the source of this 3342-nucleotide messenger RNA. RefSeq lists its product as uncharacterized. Gene Ontology annotation, biological process: proteolysis. The record is from RefSeq and is a predicted model, not a curated record. Gene Ontology annotation, molecular function: aspartic-type endopeptidase activity. The transcript is spliced from 5 exons. Lineage: Eukaryota; Metazoa; Arthropoda; Insecta; Lepidoptera; Pieridae. Bases 91 to 3342 code for a protein of 1083 amino acids.